UUCCCAUUAUUAUGUCAGGAAAAAUCUGGAAUGUGGACAUAUUUAUAUAACUCUGACUUCUAUUGAAGAGACAUGUUGAGGGUUCUCCUCGCCUUGUGUUUGGGGUAUACCCUUGCUGUGCCUAUUGAGCAGGCCCCUGCAUUCGAUCCGGCAUAUCCUGAGGAAAACCCUGGUCUCUUUGAGGGUGACAUCAUUCUUCAUCCGGGACAAAACCCUAAGAACCGAAAUGCUCAAAGGAACAGGAAUUAUAGGUGGCCGAACGGCGUCAUCCCCUACGUCAUAGACACCAACCAUUUCAGCGCCCUUGAGCAGAAGACCAUCCACCAAGCCAUAAGCAACUUACAGGAGAAAACCAAGGUCAAUGGUAAAGCGUGCCUGACAUUCAAACCCCGUACCAACGAGACCGCCUACAUCAAAUACCAAGGAGGAAGCGGGUGUCACACACCAGUAGGCUAUCACCACACUGUGUCGGGUGUCACACUUGGAGUUGGGUGUGGCAGAAUCGGCACCAUCAUGCACGAGACAAUGCACGCCCUGGGCUUCUGGCACGAGCAGAGCCGCCCCGACAGAGACAACUACGUCACCAUCGACUUUAGCAACAUCCAAACAGGGCACGAACGCAACUUCGACAAGAACACCAUCACACAGGUUGACACUCUUGGACUCCAGUACGACUACGAGUCCGUCAUGCACUACAACGCCUACAGCUUCGCCGUCGACCGCAGGAAGCCAACCAUUAUUGUCAAGCAGAAGGGAGCAAUCAUUGGACAGAGAACUCACCUGAGUCCUUUUGACAUCAAGGAGAUCCAGAUGUACUAUGGUUGUUUGGCUUCCCAGGGCUCCCUCACCACGCCAGCUCCUGCAACACUGUCAUCUGGCCAAUCUGCUGAAAUCUGUACCUUCCAAUCCGAUUUCUGCACAUGGAGCAACGUUGGAGGAGACAACAUGGACUGGCUCCGUCACAGGGGCCAAACCCCCAGUGUCGAGACUGGUCCCACCUCCGACCACUCAGGAUCAUCAACAGGUUACUACGCCUACCUUGAAGCCUCAGGACACAACAGUCAGAAGGGGUACCUGCUGUCUCGCCCCCUGCCGGCCGGAUACUACUGUUUCAGCAUGUACUACUACAUGAGCGGUCAAGAUGAAGGUAGCCUUAAGGUCGAGGCUGUUUUGGCAGAUAACAACAGGACAGUUAUUCAUACCAUUACUGGUAACCAGGGCAACGCUUGGCAUCAUUACAUCGUAAACGUGAAUCUGAACGGAAACAACUUUCACUUCGAAAUCGAAGGUGACGUCGGAAAUAACUACAGAAGCGACAUCGCCAUCGAUGAUAUCACAAUUCAUAGCGGUGACUGCACCACUUUUCCAGCUACCGGUUAGAGGGGCGUGGAGACAGGAUUCAUCGACAUCUGAAAUAUAGCAACAACAUCACGCUCGUAAAUAUUUCGGACUUUA
Molecule: messenger RNA, 1455 nt
Organism: Haliotis rufescens (red abalone)
Lineage: Eukaryota; Metazoa; Mollusca; Gastropoda; Lepetellida; Haliotidae
Product: zinc metalloproteinase nas-6-like
Exons: 12
Coding region: 73-1380 (435 amino acids)
Biological process (GO): proteolysis
Cellular component (GO): membrane
Molecular function (GO): metalloendopeptidase activity; zinc ion binding
Source: RefSeq, a predicted model, not a curated record